Messenger RNA from Triticum dicoccoides, 1375 nucleotides. RefSeq lists its product as uncharacterized. The coding region runs from base 35 to 1009 and encodes 324 amino acids. The transcript has 3 exons. Lineage: Eukaryota; Viridiplantae; Streptophyta; Magnoliopsida; Poales; Poaceae. The record is from RefSeq and is a predicted model, not a curated record.
CAACACAAGGUCCAGGAGUCUUCCUAACGAGGAAAUGGAAGGGGCGCUGGCCAGUGGCGAGGACCGCAUCGGUGCCCUCCCCGACGACCUCCUCCAGAACGUGAUGUCCUUCUUGCUUUCCCGCGACGCCAUGCGGACGUGCAAGUCCGUGCCUGCCCUACGCAUCGAGGAUGACCUUGCGACUGACUCCAACAAGUUCGUGGAUGAGCUGCUGCGUCUCCGUGACCCAGCGCCAUUGAACGUAUGUGACAUCUGUGAUGUGUCCGAGGAUUCGGAUACAGAGGAUCCUGAAACUUUUUGCGAGGAGGCAUACAAUCGCAUUGCGCCGUGCCUUCGGUAUGCUUUGUUGCAUCAAGUUCGGGUGCUACGAGUCUCUGCUCCUGUCUUCCCAACUGACCUGGUUCUCGUCUCUUCACACCUGAAGAGGGUAGAGCUUUGUCAUAUGCAGUUUGAAGACUCUCUGGAUUUUUCGAGCUGCCAGGUGUUAGAUGUGUUAGAGAUGACAGAUUGUAACAUCUAUGCGCCUAUCAUUUGCCAGUCAUUACGAUACCUUAACAUGAAAGGCGGAUGUUUUGACAAUGAAGUCCGCUAUCAUAUUUCUGCCCCAAAUCUCGUUAGCUUGAAACUAGCUCCAGAGUCGGGCCUGACUCCAUUGCUUGAUAGCAUGCCAUCACUGGUAACAGCAUCUGUUGAAUCUUCCGAAGAGGAGUUUCAUCACUGUUUUGCUUUGCUAUCAUGUGAUGAUGGAUGCACUAGGGAAGAAACAUUUUCUGUGGUUUUGGAAGGCUUGUCUGCUGCUACAAACUUAGAGUUGACAAGUGAUGAUCUGAAACAACGUGUGAAUGGAACAGAUGAAAGAUAUGCCCCAAAGAAGCAAUCAUUACCAUCGAAGCAUCUCAAGAUAGUCAAAAUCAUAUGUGGCCUGAUGAAGGACGAUGCUAGAGUUUACCGUGCUUUGAAGAUGCUCUGUGCCCAUGGAGUGCCUUUUGAGAAAAUUGACAUCCAAUAGAACCCUCUUCGGUUGUUCGACUGCUUCUAUAUCGAGCUGGGGGGUGGAGGCUUACUUACAGCUGUGCUGGUCUACUUUCUCUACGUCCCCGAAUCACAUCAUGAAGUUGCUGUGUUUUGCCUACCGGACCAGGAUCUCGUCCUAUAUUCGUCUGACAGAACUCGUAUGUAAACUGGUGUAUGUCUUGCUUGGAUGCAGCUGGAGCAAGUCGUUGCAGUUUCAUCGUAGUUCUGCUAGUUUAGUUUUGCUCGUUUCCUGAACUUUCCCCUCGCAAGGCCUGUAUUUUGCCAAGAUGCUUCAUCUAGCUUUAUUCCAGGAUCGCCCUAGGUUGUUUCCAGAUGUGUUAUACUAUAAAUUCCGUCUCCU